AUGGCUCAACCACAGGACCAAAGCCUCCCAAGCCUGGUUUACGACUUAGGCGAACUCGAUGCCAGCCCAAGUGAUAAGAUGUAUGACUUCCUUGUCGAUGACUUCAGAGAUCCUGAUGUGAUGUACGAAGAUGUGACAUCGCAGGAGAAGACUCCAACCACUCUCCAGUCGGUCGAUCCCACAGCCACCGUUCUUGAUCCCAUGGACGUCCAGCUUCCAUCCCUAUCAGACCACAGCUUUUCUCCCACAUUUCAUGAAUGGAACGACCACAAUCAAUUUUUCAGUGAAGAGUUACAGACCCUGGAAUCUUCUGCUGGUGAAAUUGAUGUUACCCCGGCGUCUUUUGAUACGCGCGACCUCGAUGCCCUACAAAGGGCUCUGUUUAGUGUUGAUGGUCUUCCUUCAGCAGUCUGGGUAAGUCAUCGCCUCCUGGGCACCGAUCCUCGCGAAGACCUGGCCACAACCGAUUCAAAUUCAUCGACCCGGCCGCCUGGGUCGUCCGCUGGAGAGUCAGAGCAAACAGCAUCAGGCCGAAAGAGUUGGGCCCCUUUGCCAGCAACACUGGAGCUCCAGUUGGUUCAGAUCUACUUCCAGACCAUGCAUACCCUGUGUCCUGUUCUAGACGAGCUCGAGUUCUACCAGUGGUAUCAGAAGCGGAGAAGCGAGCAGAUUGCAGACUCUCCACGACAAGAAUCGGAACCCUUACGCGAAUUGGUCUUCCACACCAUCAUUUUUUCCGCUUUCGCACACGUCGACGAAGAACAAUUGAAACAAAGUCCAUACGUAUCCGUACCUCACGGCCAAAAGACGCUUUUUGGCCAUGCUCGUGACCGUUAUAAUGAAGUGCGGGAUGCACACCAAGGUGCCAUCGAGUUGGUGCAAACGUCCCUGAUCCUCAGUCACUGGAGCCCCUACGACGAGACUCGCGAAGUCAAUUACUUUUGGGGCGACGAGGCCUUGCGACAUGCCUUACUGGCUAAGCUGCACACCUCAAAUCUGCCUCAUCACCGAAUCAUCUGGUGGUGCGGCCUUCAACGUAACCGAACUCUUACCCUGGCGCUCAGGAGGCCUCACAAGUUAAAACAAUACCCGCCCGGACGACUUCCCCGCGUUUCUGAUUUUGGAAGUCGCCGUCUCGACCACAAUAUGUCUCUCAAAGGACCCAAAAUAUAUGCCGCUCUUCUUUUCAUUUCCCUAUGUAAACUGUCCGUUAUCAUGAAUGAGAUUGUCCUUCUGAGGCACAACUCAAAUAGGUGGGACGACUGGCGAGGCAAAGAUUAUUCGAGCAACAAACAUGGCGCUGACCUUGAUCGCAUCGUUGCAAUCGACAAGUCCUUGGUGGAGUGGAACGUCAUGUUCGAGCGAUCCGUUCGGGAUUUCGAUGAGAGCAAAAUACCGCGACGGAUGCGAGUGUCUGGACACGUUCUCCGCAUCAUGUCACAAUCGACCAAAGCAUCCCUUUUUGAACAGUACAUUGAGUUGUCAGAUGACCAGAAUUCCAUCCAAUGGUUACUCAACUCUGUUGCCGUCAACAAAUUAAAAGAAACGUCGGCUGCAAUUGCCGUCCAGGUGGGCAACUUGCUCGGAGAUGCUGCCGCACAGGAUUUACCUUUGAAUGUGCCCGCUUGGGUUAUGCUUCCUGUUUCGGUCCUGCUGUCACAGAUCAAAAGCUCAGAUAAGGACCGACGUGCCGAUGCUUCCAAGUUGUUGGAGAUGUUGCUGGGUCUCUUCUCCUGUAUGAAGGAGCGGUUCGCUGGCGUUCAGCACACUGCCAGUGUGAUCAAUGCGCUGGUAAAAACAUUCGACGGCGUUAUCCAGGAAUCGGAUCACUUGGAUCGGGAAUCUCUGGAAAGACAGCUUAUUGCUCAUGGACGAAGUGUUCUUCGAGUCGCUCUGGGGAUUGGCGCAAUUGUACAAAAUUGAGUGGUCAAAAUGGGAUAAUGAAAUUUGCCAUGAUUUCCAUGAGCCACGACAGCGUAUGACGAUACCUAUCAUCGUCAGAAAUAGUUUAUUCCACGCUUUGAGCGUGGCAGGAGAUGGUCAACCACGAUGGCUUCAGAAAUAUCUGGUUGAUC
Exophiala mesophila is the source of this 2075-nucleotide messenger RNA. RefSeq lists its product as uncharacterized. Bases 1 to 1923 code for a protein of 640 amino acids. The transcript is spliced from 5 exons. NCBI's taxonomy places the organism in Eukaryota, Fungi, Ascomycota, Eurotiomycetes, Chaetothyriales, Herpotrichiellaceae. The record is from RefSeq and is a predicted model, not a curated record.